Hemibagrus wyckioides is the source of this 2725-nucleotide messenger RNA. RefSeq lists its product as uncharacterized. Gene Ontology annotation, molecular function: tumor necrosis factor receptor binding. Gene Ontology annotation, cellular component: membrane. Gene Ontology annotation, biological process: immune response. The record is from RefSeq and is a predicted model, not a curated record. Lineage: Eukaryota; Metazoa; Chordata; Actinopteri; Siluriformes; Bagridae. The transcript is spliced from 4 exons. Bases 691 to 1278 code for a protein of 195 amino acids.
UGUGCAAUGUGAGGACACAUUGGCGGUGGUUUGCGUCGCCGAGGCAGAGCUCCAGUUUAAUUUGCUGUAUCAUAUCUCCCGAGUUCCCAUUUUCUGUCUGUUUCCUCCCUCUUACUGCAGGUUCUCUGUUCUUCCCACACCUUCCCACACUCGCUAGAAGCUGGCUUGGGAACUCAACUGUCCCUUGGAGAAUAAGUGUAUGAUUCUGUGUUACUCAAUAUGAAUAAUUUAAUGAUGAGACUCAUAAAAGAAAUAUGUGCUGUAGUCGUCGUCGUCGUCUUCUUUUUACAAGGAAAUAACUCAGAACUCCUGCUCCAGUGUGCUUCAUGCUCCACUCUCGUUUCUUUGCGCAUAUGCUGAGCUGUUGGUUUUAAGCUGUAUGUAGUUAGAACAGCACUUGUUUUGCGGGAUGCACGCAUGCUGUCACACCGAAACCUCAGAUCGCUCGAUCUUUUCCCAGUUUGAGUGGAAGCGCCUGUGUGGUAGUGCGCGUUGUGUGUGUGUGUGUGUGUGUCACUGCCACCCACGCACGUCUUAAGUCUCAGCCACAGAGAGGGAGAGUGGAGGGGAGUGAAAGGCCGCUUGGAUGCGUGGGAGAUCCCCUUAACUUUGUAUUUGUUCAGAUGUAGGCGCACACUGCGCUUCCAGUCCGUGUUGCGGCUGCGGAGGGGAGAGACAGAGAGAGAGAGGAUGGCGCACGAAACCAGAGCGCAUGUUACCUGGAUGUCCGCAGUGAUCAUUGUAGCUGUUACAGUCUCGUGUGUAACCUGGCUCAUCAUGUCCAGGGAUACUAAAGUAAGGAUCCUCAACGGUGCAUUGGUGGCAGAUAUAUUCAGAGGUCCAGCUGCCAGACCGCAUUCUCUUUUUAAAGUGAUCCACGACAACAAAACCGACGAAUACCUGAGAUGGGAAGAGGUAUGGAAUGCCAACAUUUCCCUGGAGGGAAACAAAAAGUGGAUGACCGUGCAUGAGUCGGGUGUUUAUCUGGUCUACGUACAGCUGACGUACAGUCUGAAAAACAGCCCUAGAGUAGACCUUAGUAUGCGUGUGGAGUUCGGUUAUCCUGAGGGUAUGGAGGAAUUCAUCGGCGCCUUCGACACUCGGCAGCCCACAGACAAGGAGCAAGACGCCCAUCUCUCCAAAUUCUUCCUGCUCCACAUGAAGGAUGGGAACAGACUCUCCAUAAAAGCGCGUCCGAAGGAGAGGAUAAAGUACAACGAUGUCCGUCCGUUCUCCAGUUUCAUCACCAUCGUGCGGUAUGCUGACUGGUCAGGAUGAGCAGAGUGAUGAGAUCCGGCGUCACGUGACUUCGUAAAUAUGAUCUUAUGUUUGUCAGCUAUGUUCCCUUUUGCUACCUAAGUCACCAAAACAGAAGUUACGUCCGUGACCAUGACCGAUGGCUUCCACGAAGAAAAAAUCGACAAAUGUUAAACCACCAGCAGAAAUAUGACAACUCAACAAAUUUGGGAUUUUUGCGUAGGGAGGUGCAAUAUUUAUCUCAGUAAUUUUGUCUUUGUUUUGUUUUUGUUUGUUUUUUUCUACCCCCCCCUCCCCCUUGUUGCAUAAUGUUCCCGACUCAUGAUUUUCUGAGAAGCAUGACACAUUUUCCACCCAUUAGAGACAAAAGUGAUUUUCACUUUGUUUCGGAUGUGUUAUGACUCAGUUGAGAAAGAGCAUCAUGCCCGUUUCCUCAUUUCUCGGUUUGACGAAAUGAGCACACACAUGUUAAUGUCACUUCCACUAGCUGCUGCAAUUGACGCCUCAUUACGUUUGUGAAACGAGGGAAAGGGUUUUUUUUUUUUUUUGUUUUUUUUGUUUUGUUUUUUUUGGGAUGGUGUUUCUCUUAACCUGCUCUUCCGAUUAUUUUGAAAACCAAUGUGAUGUUUUGAAGCCCGCUCUUAGAGCGACGUCCUGUUGUGUUUUAAAAUGUUAAAUGUGCACCAACAAUCUGGAGAAAUCCCCAGUACAAUAUGACAGUUCAGCAAUAUGUGAAAAUCACCAUUACCUAAUCCUCAUUGUGUUUUUGUUUUGUUUUGUUUGAUCUAUUUAUUUCCCACAAUAACCUUAUUAUUAUUAUAAAUGAUCAAGCAAGCAAGUUCUAGUAAUGCUUUCAUCCUAAUAAUGUUUUUUUUUUUCUUUUCUUUUUAAUUCUAUGCCUCAGGACAAAAGAUAUCUAUUUUUACUCUUAAACACUUCUAAACACACCUCGAAAUAUCCGCGAUGCUCUCUUCGGUUUCUUUUUGGUAAUCAGUAUUUUUUUUUUUAUGAAGAUUUAUACAAAUGGAAGAAAGUGAGGUAUGUCAUACCACAGCACACUAAUUUAACAGCCAUAAAGCUGAAAUCAUGCAUGGUUAUAAAUCCAUAUUAAGAUAUUUUGGCACUUCGAGUGGUAUAUCUUUUCUCCAGGUUGUUUGGAAUAAGCUCUUGACAAUUCUCCAUCUUCCAAUUUCUCGAUGUUGUCUUUACGAGAAUAGAUACAUGAGACACAAAACCAUUUUCCUUGUUUUAGGUGUGUUACGAGUCAGCAGAAAAGGAAAUAAGGAAACAGUCCACUUCCUGUAUGGUCCAGAUACAGUUAGGGUCAGCUGAUCAGAAUUCUCAAGAUAUCUGUUUAAAAUCAUUAUUCUGUGUUUUUUUUUUGUUUGUUUGUUUGUUUUGUUUCUUGUAGUAAGGCACCCUUGGAUGAAGAAGUGAGAAAGUCCCUGUAUAAAUGAUUUUAUUUUAU